AUGGUGGAGAGUGGGAAAACCUUAAGAGAAUCAGGAGAGGGCUCUCAUUCUCAACAGCCUCUCUCCCUCUCUCUCUCUCUCAUCGACGGCUUCAAUCGCAACUGCACCUUGUCCACCAAACAGAGGUUUUAUGGCUUCGCGAUUUGCUUGGCUGCUGGAUUGACUUGUACACUCAAGAGAAGAAAAACAUCUGAUAACUCUAAAAUUGUAUAUUGCUACUGGAAGGACCUGGAAAGAUGCUUUCGUGCUAGGACCAGAAAGCGGUGGAGAUGGCAUGCUAGGACCUCCUACUGGUUAGUCCACAUUUCAACCUCAUCUUGUGCUCUGUUAGAUACAUCUAUAUGUAUUGAUUUGCAAUUCUAGUGUGAUAUAUGUAAGAAAAGAUAUUCAAGGUAUACUAUGAAAGCAAAUGUACGUAAGAAUGGCUCAUGAGCAGCAUUAUCUAGCCCUGCAUUUUGAUUCUAUAAUGGUUACAUAUGAAAGUAGUUAUUGUUCUCCAUGUGCGUUGCUCAUAGUAUGUUGCCUGUGAGCUAUGGCCUUUCGUGUUCAAAUUACUUGCAUCUCUUCUCACUACAGUAGUAAGUAUUAGUAUCAGUAAUGGGAGCCUUUCGUGUUCAAAUUACUUGCAUCUCUUCUCACUACAGUAGUAAGUAUUAGUAUCAGUAAUGGGAGCAUCUUAUGUAUAUAAUUGCUUUGUUUGACAUUGAAUUUCUUUAUGGCACGACCCACCCCAAAUUUCACCCUGAAACCCAGAGUAAGUCAUGCGGGGACCAACUCUAAGGAAAAUUUUACCGAAAAAUCGGCAUAACCUCCUUUGAAAAUGGACAACCCUUCCUAAUAAUACCUGCAAACACUUCUGAAAAUUUAAAUCCAACAUUAAACUCCUGGAGCCUCCGUGCUCCCCAAAUCACAACACCACCCAAAUUAUUUACUAAUCUAAACAAAUCUCAUAUCCAACCAUUUAUAGGUUCAGAGCAACUCUAACA
Messenger RNA from Fragaria vesca subsp. vesca, 986 nucleotides. RefSeq lists its product as uncharacterized. The transcript is spliced from 5 exons. The coding region runs from base 1 to 363 and encodes 120 amino acids. The record is from RefSeq and is a predicted model, not a curated record. NCBI's taxonomy places the organism in Eukaryota, Viridiplantae, Streptophyta, Magnoliopsida, Rosales, Rosaceae.